AUGCUAUUCAAACUAUUUCUGCGAAUUUUCGCAACCAUUGCGACAUUUUCCGUAAAACCUGUUGUCAUCGCUUCGCCUUCACUUAUUUCAAGCAGUAAUCAUUAUCGAUAUUUCCCACCCGCAGAACCAGACUACCCACCGAUAACUCCUUUUGCACCAUCCAUAAAAUUACCAGCAAGUAGCCGGCUUAAUUUUCAAGAAGAUAGCACUCAACUUUUUGCUUCUAAACCUACUUAUGACAAAAUUUACGGCGACAAACUACUAGUACGAGUUAGUUCCAUAAGACAUCCUGAUAACUUCAAUCAAUACAGCUCUACUAACGAAAGUGAACAGGUACCGGAUAAAACAGCAGCUGUCAGUAACCCUGCUAGCUACUAUUUAUUUGGAUCAAACUUUGAUCAGAUCAAGACUCCAUCAUGUCACUUAAACUCAUGUCAUGGACCAUAUGCAAAUGAUGGCAGCUUAAUAAUUAGCAAAGCAAAACAGAGCUCAGAUGAACAAUGUGAGCAAAUUUUCGUUACUAUGAACGGUUGUACAAGUAAUAAAGGCUAUCCGGUCGGUAUGGUAUGUAGUGUUUGCUGUCAAUGUACCAAACAAUUCAUAAUGGAAAUGAGCCAGUCACGAGGUUUCCUACAAGGAGUCAACUGA
Molecule: messenger RNA, 648 nt
Organism: Thelazia callipaeda (thelaziosis nematode)
Lineage: Eukaryota; Metazoa; Nematoda; Chromadorea; Rhabditida; Thelaziidae
Source: the annotation of a GenBank genome assembly